AUGGAUAGGCCGCCAUCAUACGACAAGAACGAUAUAUUAGAACAACUGACUGUUUAUCAGUUAUUAUUAAACAAACCGAAAUUGGUGUAUGACAUCAUGCAAUUUGAGGAAUUCAAAACGUUUUAUGGAGAGAAUUCAGGGUUCCAAAAAUUACGAACGGCCGUUAAAGGGAUACCAGGGUAUUGGUAUCAUGUGCUGGAAAAUAGUUGCUAUUUGGAGCUAUCAUUUGUUAACGAGAACGACAAGGAAGUGUUAAAAAACAUCACCGACAUUAAUGUGGAUAUGAUGGAGGGUGUCAUUGAGAACGGAACGGAAGACCAUUUUAAACUCUCUUUCAGGAUCACUUUUCAAUUCAACGACAACGUUUUUUUGAAGGGCAAUGACGUCUGCAUCGGGUUUGUAUUUUAUCCGCAACAAUCGCGUAACUACCCGGCCGAGUUGCGAGGGAGUGAGGUCGAAUUUAAAGAAGGCAAAGAUAUUCAUUUGGUCAAUGGCACAUUUAAACACUCAUUUUUCGAUUUGUUCCUUCUCGAAAGUCGUGUGUUGAUGGAUAAAAAUAUGAUUGUCGAUUUACUGGAUAAUUGGUUAAUUCUACUCAAUGAUGUUCUGAGAAACUCAAUGCACUACUUCAAAGGAACUGCUUUGGAAUACACAAUAGAAGACGACGAAAUCAAUAGAGUCCUUCAAUGGGAAAGAAAAAUGGAAAACCUAAGACUCCACCCCGAACAAACUCAAAGAACUGAAGAGAGCGAGGAGGCUACAUUCAACAACCCCAUAAACACACAACCAAAAGAGGGAAACGUGACUGACCUUCUCGACUGA
Entamoeba invadens IP1 is the source of this 822-nucleotide messenger RNA. RefSeq lists its product as hypothetical. Gene Ontology annotation, cellular component: nucleus; chromatin. Gene Ontology annotation, biological process: nucleosome assembly. The record is from RefSeq and is a predicted model, not a curated record. The transcript has a single exon. The coding region runs from base 1 to 822 and encodes 273 amino acids. Lineage: Eukaryota; Evosea; Mastigamoebida; Endamoebidae. Gene Ontology annotation, molecular function: histone binding; chromatin binding.